Messenger RNA from Candida tropicalis MYA-3404, 2142 nucleotides. RefSeq names its product Chs4p (gene CHS4). The coding region runs from base 1 to 2142 and encodes 713 amino acids. Gene Ontology annotation, molecular function: protein binding. The record is from RefSeq and is a predicted model, not a curated record. The transcript has a single exon. Lineage: Eukaryota; Fungi; Ascomycota; Pichiomycetes; Serinales; Debaryomycetaceae.
AUGAGCAGCCAUCCAUACCGUCAAGUUUCAAAUGCUCCCUAUCCAAUUCUGGAUAACUAUACCCAAAGUGAUCCUUCCUCAUCAAGUUCUCCAAGCAUGACUGAAGUCACUUCUGGUUUGGAAGAUUUGCAUUUACCUCCGAACAAAUCAUACCCUUCCGAUCAAAAUGGCGUUCACGUUAACAACAAUAACAACAACAACAUCAUCACCAAUCACCACAACAACAACAAUACUAGUCAAGAAAAUAUUGUCACACAAACCGUUAAUGUUCCACGACAAUUGAUUCCUAACUUACCUCAAGAAGGUUCUCCAAAGGAUUAUAAACAACAUCAUGCAGUUGGAUCAACAUCAAGAAAAACACUGCCUCAUAGUCAACAACAUUUUUCUCCAACUAUCAGAAGUUAUGAUGCACCAUACUCCCCGUUGGUGAAUGAACAAGUACAACCACAACUUAUCAAGCAAUCUCCAACUUUAAAUGCAACACCAAUAAAGUCACCACCACAGAUGAAUGCUCCAUAUCCAGUCUAUCAAUCACUGACUCCACCACCAGUUUUUGCAUCAAAGGAUAGCGUGGUAAUUUCGCCACCUUCAGUUCCUUUAUCUGCUACUUCAUCAGUCACCAACUUGAACUUGAAUCAAGCAGAUAUUUACCAAUCUAAAUCGGAAAAUAACUUGUCCGUGACCAACAACAAGUUUGGCCAUAAUAGAUCGGUUUCUUCAACUUCAUCAUUUUUUUAUGAUCGUAAUGAUAAUAGUUCCAUGAUUGAUUUCAAUCAAAAUGUCAUUCAACUGUAUUUAGGCCAAAACUCAAGUCAUUUAAUGCCAAGAAUCAAGACUUUGGAAUUGUAUCGUAAGAAUGCUAAGAAAUCCACUGAUCCUAAUGUCUUGUUCCAAUAUGCCCAAUACAUGUUACAAACUGCAUUAUUAUUGGAGACUGAAUUGCAAAACAUGGUUGCCAGUAAUGCCAAUGUUGGUGGCACUACGUCUUCACAAUCCUCAGGUUCACAAAAUGGUACCAAUUCUCCAUUUACCAACAGAUCAAUUGAAAAUUCGCCUAGAAAGGGCCCCUUGGAUAUUAAGAAUGGUGGAGGCCAUAAAAAAUCUAAAUCGAUUGAUUUUGCAAAUAUAGAAUUAGAAGGUAACGAAAAGAAAUUAAAGAAGGCUUUGUUGAAGGAAGCUAUCAAGUAUCUUAAGAGACUUUCUGACAAAGGUUACGUUGAAGCACAAUAUUUGUUGGCUGAUGCUUAUAGUUCCGGGGCUUUAGAUAAGAUUGACAAUAAAGAAGCAUUUAUUUUAUUUCAAAGUGCUGCCAAACAUGGACACGUUGAAAGUGCUUAUAGAACAUCAUAUUGCUACGAAGAAGGUUUAGGUACCGGUAGAGACGCUAGAAAAGCAGUUGAAUUUUUGAAAAUCGCUGCUUCUAAAAAUCACCCUUCUGCGAUGUACAAAUUGGGUGUUUAUUCGUUUUAUGGAAGAAUGGGUUUACCAUCUGAUAUGAAUACCAAGAAAAUGGGUAUUAAAUGGUUAGGAAGAGCUUCUAAUGUUGCUACUGAAUUAACUGCUGCUGCUCCAUAUGAAUUGGGUAAAUUGUACUAUCAUGGGUUUGAAGAUAUUGUACUUCAAGAUAAAAAAUAUGCAUUAGAAUUGUAUGCACAAGCUGCUGCUUUGGGUCAUUUAGAAUCAGCUGCUAUUUUAGGUCAUCAUUAUGAAAUUGGGGAAGUUGUACCUCAAGAUUCAAACUUGUCUAUUCAUUACUAUACACAAGCUGCAUUAGGAGGUGAUCCAAACUCCAUGUUGUCUAUGUGUGCCUGGUAUUUAGUUGGGAGUGAACCAUACUUGCCAAAGGAUGAAAAUGAAGCAUUUGAAUGGGCCAAGAGAGCUGCUGUUUGCAACUUACCAAAGGCACAAUUUGCAUUAGCCAAUUUCUACGAAAAGGGUAUUGGAUGUAUAAAGAACAAUAACGAAGCACAAGUUUGGUAUAAGAAAGCAGCUGAAAAUGGAGAUGAAAAAUCAUUACAAAGAAUCAGUGAUAAAGAAAUGGUUAGAAAAAUUCAAAAGAAUUUAAAGAAAAACCCACCAAACACCAAUUCUAUUAAUGGAGGAGGUUCAAGUGCUCAAGAUAAAGAUUGUGUUAUCAUGUAA